Molecule: messenger RNA, 786 nt
Organism: Sparassis crispa
Lineage: Eukaryota; Fungi; Basidiomycota; Agaricomycetes; Polyporales; Sparassidaceae
Exons: 2
Coding region: 1-786 (261 amino acids)
Source: RefSeq, a predicted model, not a curated record
AUGCAAGCACCCUUGUCAUCCACCUCCACCUAUUUACUGCCCACCCUGCCUGCCAACACUCGCACCUGCAUCCAUGACCUCUUCGAUGUUCUCCCGUUCGACAACAUCGAGAACCUUCAAGAGGUCCUGAACCCAGAUUCUCGCCCGGCCUCGGUCUUCUCAUAUCUUUCACUAAGCAUCUUAUCAGCACUUUUCCCGAUCACUACCAAGGCCUCCUCGCUGGCGGUAUCUCUGCGAUCCAGAUCCCUCUCAUCCAGUAGCUCGGAUCUCGAUACUUCUAUUGUUAUCAUGUCCAACAACAACGUCGCAUCAGUCGUACAGUCCUCCACGAAGCACGCUCCCAUUCUCACCCCAUGGAAAAUCUCUCCCACCAUUGCACACUCGUGGGAGAACACUUACCCUGGCUUCCAAGACACGAUCAUUAGUGACUGGUACUACAACGAUGUGGAUACCUACGAUGCAAUGAGCUGGAAAGAUUUCCUCUCUGCCUUCCAUUCCCGCUUCUUACCGAAGGGCUGGGAAUCAUCCAUCCUUACCCAGCUCCUUUGUUCACGCCAGAGAGAGGACAAAUCUUUCCAAGACUGGGUCCUCUCCAUUGAGAAGCUCAACACAAUUCUCCGUGGCUCCCCCUCUCGCCUCGAUGAUGCCCACCUCCGUGCACAGAUCAGCGCAAACAUCUGCGCGCCGGACUUAGACAAUGUCGCUGACGAGAUUGUAGUUUUGUCGCAAGCCGGAAAGGUGGAGUACAAGCGGAAUCAAGUCCGCAUGGGGUCUGAGAUGCAAUGA